CAUACAGGCGGAGGGGGCGAGGGGAUAGACUACUGGACAACUCGUGUCUCGAUCGUCUAAACGGAUCCACUUGACUUGUUGGUUUUCACUCAGUUGCAGGAAGGAAUGUAAGCGAAGUGUCCGUUAAUGAAAAUCAUAAUUAAUGUCAAAUUCACACGACCGAUGGAAUACACGGGAUUUAUGACAGUGUUUUUGUUUGUGACAGUAAACGUUUGCUCGUAGAACUUUAAAAAUAAUUUUUUUGGCUUGGAUUUAAUUCACUUACGGUUACGAUACACGCAGGGCACCGCUGUGGUCUGAAAAAAAGUCCUGGGGUGAGGAAUUCCGAUGAACAUUUAAAACACUUCGAAAUUGGAUGGCAAUUGUCAACAUAUAAAAAUUUAUAUGUCCAAAUAUUGGCCUGGAUUAUCCUCCAAUACACAAACUAUCUUUCAUUGUUAACAGGAAUUAGGAGAUUGCGAGAAGAAUUGAAUGAAGAGAAUCCCCGCGGUGAGGAUUAUUAAAUGAUUAUGUGGGUCCUGUUAAAGCCGGGAUUUGUCACGCGGCUUUUCCUUUCUAUUUUUUUGUAGGUCUAACAUAGCAAUAAAACAAAAACAUACAGCUGGUUAUAGAUGGAGAACGGAAUAUGGCCUCUUCCAUUUCUAUCAACAAAAAUACAUUUUCAUUGGAUCCUGCAGGUUUACUUUGUUAAUGGAAAAAGGAAAUGUGUACUGAAGUAAGAUUGUCUCACGAUUCUUCUCAGGUGAUUGAUUAAGGUGAAUCGUAGCAUUGUUUUACCUGAACGCUUUGGUGAUUAUUCAGUAUUGGUUUUAUUGGAAAUCAAUUAAGAUGGAAUAAAUCGAACAUAAAUGUGACACGGUGGGGAAAAAGGUCCCAGUCUUUGAGGAAAUAUUCGGCAAUAAAGUGGACGAAACUGUGCGCGGGGAUUAGCGUUACAAAGGCUCGCUCUUAAACAAACGGACGACCGUUUCUACUUAUUGAAAAUCGAAGGAAUUGUUCUUUAAACUUUUUCAAAGUGCUGUGAAAAUUUUUGGAAGUUAACUUUUUUAAACAAUAGUCGUCAAGAUCAUUGAUCGAUGGACAAUGCAGAGUGUCCAAAAUGUACGAGAUAACGCACGGAAUGAGUGACAGAUUCAGACGAAGGUGGCGGGAAGUCCGACUCCACACUCAGGAAAACGGAAGUGCUUAAUAUCCAGGGGAUGUUUGGUCUGCAGGUGCCCCUGUCCCGGACGACGGAGGCUGCGGAGUUUGACAGUGUCAGCACAAUCCUCUCUCACAGUGCGUACAAUAGCUCCACUGCAUUAAAUCUACCAGAGUGUCGGAAUAAUGGCCGCCUUUUUGUCUUAGAACUUUUUGGAAACAAGAAACACAAGUGUGAUAAUAUUCACUGUCCACACAACGGUCACUCUACGGACGACACUGGGUACGGGACAGACAAUGAUGAGACAAGUGGGGGACAGGAAGGGAAUCCUGACUAUGAACCGCUGAGCAUUGUGGGAGAUAAGUGUACAGAGGCAAGCAUAGAUUUCACAAGGAUGGACAGUGUUCGCAGAGUGAAACUAAAAGUGAAAAAUGUGAAUCUUCAGAAUUUUGACAUUUCUGACCGUACGAGGAGGCCCGGUCAGUUGGGACGGAUUUUGUGUAAGGAGCUGAUUGGAAUUAUUCCCGGUCACUUCCCGUCCAAAUCUAGGUCGUCCUGUGGACAGAGACUGUGUAUCAGGGGGCUAGUUCCUCACAGUCAUACUGCAAAGUACUCCAAAAUUCAGAUAGGAGAUUGUUUACGACUAAUUAAUGGUCGUGAGAUCACAUGGGACAACAUUGAUGAUAUCCUGUUGAAGAUUUCUCACAAGGAAGAGGUGUCCGUAGUCAUACAGCAGGUGAUCAGUAAACAGCCGCGGGUACCUGUCCUCAGUCCACUGAGGGCCACUACAGUGGACCAAGAUCUGGUACAGGCAAUCAGCGGCCUCGCCCCGGGGACGGACCACUUGGCUUCUACCCUGGGGCACUGUCUGAUGUUUAUAGACCUCCAGAAACUUCAGUCUGAAACUGAGGCAUCGCAGGAUGACCUGGUUUAUCGGUACCCAAAGACGACCUUGACAGACAUCAGGGGAGCACUAAUUACCCUGUACCACACGGCACAGGAGUGGUCACACACCAAACUACAACAAUCGAGCUAUGAACACAAUGGGGAGAGAUACACUGUGGGGUAUUAUAAGGAGGAGACAACUCUGCUUCUUCUCACCUUCAAACAGACUCAGAUCCCUCGGUUGAGUGUGUUCAUGGUGAUGGGAAAUUUACUCCGUUUGUUACGCAUAUUGUACAACUCAGUAAUGGAUGCCUUUAUGAAUGCUAGUAACCAUGGUGAUCUGAACUGCUUAUUAGCUCUGUUCUUCAACAGCCUCGGUUUAAAUCAGCCUCACUCUGAGAAAUCGUCACAGAGACUACAGGCUUCCUUAGAUACCAGUCUCUGUAGUCAUGUAGCCUACCUACCUCUUCUAUCUUCAGCCAGUGAAAAAAUUGACAAAAUCCUUAAUUCAUGGGAAGCUCAGGAAUUUUCAGAUAUGUCUGAGAACUGUUUUGGAUGCCGCCGCGCUUUCACGAUAUUGGGUUCUUGUGUUUUUUACAAGUCUCAUCUCUUGUGCAAUCACCUACCUAAAGAAGAUUUAAUUGACAUAUACCUCUACCUGAAAUACCAGUCCCUGUUGUUGCUGUGUUGCCGUGACAACAUUCAGCAGCUGGUGGUGUGGCAGGAAGUGAACUCCACGAGACAGAUGUUUGACCUGGGGGAGGAACAGGUGUUUGGGUACACAGAGCCAGUGGAUGCCAAGCUCAUGUGGCUCAUUGUGGGAUAUAGGCGGAGUUUGUUAUGCACGUUACUGGAGAUAAGGGGAGGAACUCUCAAGCGGAACAAGUUCCCUCAGCCGGAUCCUCUGUAUAUUGAUCAGGCCAAGACAGUGCUACUACAGAUAAACUCACUAGACCUGAACCACCUCUGCUCUAAAAGGAGCAUCACCCAGGGAAUUCGACUUGUCCCGUGUCUAGAGUUGAGAAAUUCUGUCCCUCAUAACAAUAUAGGAUACCCAGUGACAUCGAGUCCUAAACUAGAUGUAAGUAAUUUGUUGAACAAAGGACGACAAAUACCAGUGCUUGGACGGAAGGACUCGAUACGGUCUGAUGGAUCCUUGGAAAGUAACUCCAGUGCAGGAAGUGAUAGGGCAAGAAAUAAGAAAGGACGACUGUUUUCAGAAAUACAAGAGGAGAAGCAGACAGAUUUCUCACUCAACUCAGACAGAAUCAAACUGACAUCAGGGGCAGACAACUCUCUUAUUCACUUCCUUCAUUAUGACAAGCAUGAGGGAGUGAUCAUUUCCCCUGAGCCUGUGUCUGGUAACACAGAAAUCAUCCAAAAUUUCCACCGCUGUUGUUCAGAAAUCAAACACAUGUUUGAUAAGUACAGAUACCGAAGGAAGCCAGCCCCUCCACUGAUUCCAGAAAUGGACACCAAAGUCCCUUAUGUGAAUGAUUCAACGUUCAAUUUCAUGAGGGAAGAAGGCGUGAUGUUUACAGUUCCCGCCCCCGGGGUGCCAGCCAGUUACUGGGUUGUGGGUCGCCAGAGAUCUAAAGAAGAAUUUUACGUCUGUUUUCAAGACGGAAUUCCACAAAAUAUGGUAGAGUUGACAUUCAAGGCAGGAUUUGGACUCAAGUGUUGAGGAAGCAUUUCAAAUGGGAUAUUUUUGCAAAAGAUCAACUUCUUUGUCAUUAAAAUGACUGAAAAUUGG
This is a messenger RNA of Ostrea edulis (European flat oyster), 3779 nucleotides long. RefSeq names its product protein inturned-like. The transcript is spliced from 18 exons. Bases 1200 to 3710 code for a protein of 836 amino acids. The record is from RefSeq and is a predicted model, not a curated record. NCBI's taxonomy places the organism in Eukaryota, Metazoa, Mollusca, Bivalvia, Ostreida, Ostreidae. Gene Ontology annotation, cellular component: cytoplasm; cilium. Gene Ontology annotation, biological process: cilium assembly; vesicle-mediated transport; establishment of planar polarity.